UAACAGAGUAAUACAAUGCGUGCAUGUGCUUCAGUAUCGAGAUCAGUCUACCAGAAGAGAGGAAGGUUGACACGAGGAAGCGCAGAGAACAGCUACAAGAGAGUGAAAAACAAUCAAGUGCCAGCAUAAUCAGAAAUAAUUCGAGAGAGAGAGCAGCUUUUCUGCUGGUCCCACGGCCGCCGUCGUCGACUUAUUAAAUGCAUCUCUGUUCUCCUCGCCCCCAGCAGCACGGACUCUCAGCUCUUUUGCCCUUUGGCCUUGACGGCGUAUCGGAGCUCAGCGAAAGCAGGAGCAGCUGGACCGACAGCUGAGCUUUGAGCUCGGAGAGAGCAACUCUCGGGCCCCGAGGGAUGGAGCUCGACAGCAAUUUGCCGUCGGGCCAGUCGACUGUCAAGGUCAAGCCAGUCAGUCUGCAGGACACCGAGCUCGUGGCCAAGGACAUCAAGUCCAGGCUGAGCCUCGCGGUGGCCUGCAGCAACAGCGACGAGGCGAAACAGCGGACCAACGGUACCUGUCACCAACAGACAAACGGUAGCUGCGAGUCACCGUCUGAUUCAGACACACCAGCUCAUCAAUCCCCUGGACUCACUGGUCCAGAGUCCAAUUGCCUUGAAACUAGUCAUAACAGUCAGCCACUAGGUAAACUGCAGGAGGACACGUCGCACGCCAGCAUAAGCUUUGAAAUAGAAUACGUUAGCUACACUAGUGAACUUCAGAUGCCAGACAUUAUGAAAGUCAUACAGAAGGACUUGAGUGAACCAUAUUCUAUAUAUACCUACAGAUAUUUCAUUCACAAUUGGCCAAAACUGUGCUUUCUG
Copidosoma floridanum is the source of this 818-nucleotide messenger RNA. Its product is annotated as N-alpha-acetyltransferase 30. NCBI's taxonomy places the organism in Eukaryota, Metazoa, Arthropoda, Insecta, Hymenoptera, Encyrtidae. Gene Ontology annotation, biological process: N-terminal peptidyl-methionine acetylation. Gene Ontology annotation, cellular component: NatC complex. The record is from RefSeq and is a predicted model, not a curated record. Gene Ontology annotation, molecular function: protein-N-terminal amino-acid acetyltransferase activity.